Molecule: messenger RNA, 2321 nt
Organism: Drosophila mauritiana
Lineage: Eukaryota; Metazoa; Arthropoda; Insecta; Diptera; Drosophilidae
Product: ubiquitin-like-specific protease 1D
Exons: 2
Coding region: 309-2321 (670 amino acids)
Biological process (GO): protein desumoylation
Cellular component (GO): cytoplasm; nucleus
Molecular function (GO): SUMO-specific endopeptidase activity
Source: RefSeq, a predicted model, not a curated record
AGCAACUCGCACAGAUGAUUUUUGGAUACAGCACUUGGUACGCCGUUUAAACAAACCAUAAAAUUGGGAGAAACCUAACUUUUGUGGUAUCAAAUAUCGCAUAAAUCACACUGGUUGCAAAAUGAAAGGAAUAUAGUGAUCGAAGUCACCGUGUAAGGUGACUUUACCCAUCCAGUGCAGUGUGCAAGUUGCACAUCAAGCCCGAGACUUUGCAAUCGUAUCCCGAAACUUCAGUUUCAGAUGAGCCCAUAACGUUCAUAACUUUCAUAACGUUAAAGUACAUAUGUUGUGUUGAAUCGGCUCCGAAGAUGGAUUGCAAAGAAGCUAUUUCGAAGGAGCAAGCGGUUAGUCGAAUCGCCCAUAACGACUUCAUUAUAGUCUCCCGUCAAUUGCUGAUCAAUCGAGCCGACACGGAUAAGGACAAACGGAGUGCCAAGAUGCUCAUUAUCUACAACACUGGAACGCAGCACAUCGUCACCUUCAAGCUGCCCAUCCAUGCGUGUACAGUGCAAGAGCUGUUUCUCAAGAUGAACCUUCAUAUCGAGGAUAACAUCGCGAUUGAUUGCAUGGAGAAUGCCGGUGGUAUUAUCCAUUUGGUGGUCUCUGUGGGAUUCGCCAUCGGUGAUACCAUUGCCGAUACGAUUGCCAAGGCGGAGGAGUACUACAAGAAGGUGCAUCAGUCCAGGGCGUCCGCUGUUGAAGAGCCACCAUCUCGUGCCGUUGUCAAGCCAUCGGAGACUUCGGUGGCCAACAAUGGUUGCCAGCCAGCUGCAACCAAAGGCAAGAAGCACAAGAAAAAACAUUGCGCUCCGGGAGACACCAAUGCUGACAAAGUGAUAUCGUCGUCGAAUCAAGACGCCAAUACUCCCACCAAGACCAAGAAACAGAAGAAGCGCCACUCUGCAGAGGACAGCAAUGGUUAUCAAGCUGCUGGAGCUCAAGACAAGCCAGGUUCAUCUGGCAAUAAACAGGGAAAUCAAACCCCUACGGGUAACACCUCAACUUCUCCAAAGAAGAGCAAUGGUCUCCAGGGCGUGCAACCAGCUGGAGAUGCUCUCGCAAGCUCCCAGUCAAUCCAGUCGAAGGACCAAGUCGCACAUGCCACUGUUAGCAAGAAAUCGGAAGAGACAGCUGGUGGAUCUCCAUCGCGGGUGCAACCGAAUGUUGCAUCCAUACCGGCGCCAGCCGAGAAAGCAACUAGUGACACUAUACCCACACCUGCAGAACGCGCAGAGAGGAGUCGCCUGCGCCGGAACCGCAACUGGAUACUAAGCAGGGACUUUGACGAAGAUGUCAUUGUGCUGUUGAGCAGCGAGGAUGAGGAGACCACCGCCGCCGACAAUGGCCAAACAGAGGGAAGACUCUCCGUCGACGAGAAUCCAACGCUUUUCACAUAUCCGCCCACCGGAACCGGUGGCCUGAGCAUCACCAUUAAGGACUUUAUGUGUCUCAAGGAAGGCUCAUAUCUGAACGACAUAAUCAUUGAUUUUUAUCUGCGCUGGCUAAAGAAUAACAUCAUACCAGAGGCUCAGCGCGAUAGGACGCACAUCUUUAGCUCAUUUUUCUACAAGAGAUUGACCACAGAUACGAGUGCCAACAACAAGAAGACGCCGGUGGCCCAGAGGCGUCACGAAAGGGUAAAGAAGUGGACACGAAACGUGAAUAUAUUCGAGAAGGAUUUCAUCAUAAUACCAUUCAACGAUCAGGCCCAUUGGAUACUGGCCAUCAUAUGUUUUCCAUACCUGACGUCUUCCGUGGUUAACCAUGAUGUACAGACACCCGGCGAAGACACUCCAAUCAAACAGCCAUUGAUUCUCAUCUUCGAUUCGUUGGCGGACAGCAAACGCAAUCGAGAUAUGGCCAUAUUGCGGGAUUACCUCAACUUCGAGUACAAGGCAAAGCAUCCGAGACAGCGGGCGCGCAUCUUCAACAGGGAUAAUAUGCCCGGUCUUAUUGUGGAGGUGCCGCAGCAGGAGAAUCUCACCGAUUGCGGCCUCUAUCUGCUGCAGUAUGCGGAGCAAUUCUUCACGAAACCCAUCGUUAACUAUAAGCUGCCCAUUACGGAGCUGAUCGAUUGGUUUGACCUGCUCACAGUAACCAAGAAGCGCGAGGAUAUCGCCAAUCUCAUCCAGAAGCUGAUGAAUGAAGGCAAUCAGCAGGGCAUAACUUUGCCCGUCAUAAAGUUUCCCACACUGAAUGGCAUAAUGGUGAUGGAUGUGGAUGACGAGAAGGAAUGUGACACGGAGGAAGAGAAUCAAACUAUAAACCAAUAUAGUUUUAAAACCAGAGCACCGCCGAAAAGAAGGCAUACACUCAAGUAA